AACUCCAGACUGUACUCGUAGAAGUGAUAGCACAAUGAGUUCUCCCACUCUGUACUCUCAUCUUCUGUCGAUCCACACUUCAAAGCUCAAUUCGUUCAAAUCCCUAAUUUUCCUAUGCAACGCCUCCUCUCAUGGAAACAUUAGACGCCUUUCUUCAUCCAGGGGACGCUUGCGGUCUCGAAUUAUCUGUUGUUCUGCAAAGAAUUUCUCAGGUUCUAGUCCUCCGAACGGUACCAGUGCAAGCAACUUCUGCAUUAUAGAAGGACCAGAGACAGUUCAGGAUUUUGUCCAGAUGCAGCUGAAAGAAAUUGAAGACAAUAUACGAAGUCGGAAAAAUAAGAUUUUUCUACUUUUGGAAGAGGUGAGGAGAUUACGAGUGCAGCAACAUAUAAAGAAUGUCAAAGUUAUUGAGGAGAGCAAUGAGGAAGAAGCAAAUGAAAUGCCCGACAUACCAUCAUCUAUCCCUUUUCUGCCCCAUGUGACGCGGAAGACAUUGAAACAACUAUAUCUGAUGAGCUUUUCAAUUAUCUCUGGGAUAAUUAUCUUUGGGGGGCUUCUUGCACCAGUUCUGGAGCUGAAAUUAGGUUUAGGGGGCACGUCAUAUGAAGAUUUCAUACACAAUAUGCAUUUGCCUUCACAAUUAAGUCAGGUCGAUCCUAUUGUGGCUUCUUUUUCGGGGGGUGCAGUGGGUGUCAUUUCAGCCUUGAUGUUAAUUGAAGCUAACAAUGUUACGCAACAAGAAAAGAAAAGGUGCAAAUAUUGUCAUGGGACUGGAUAUCUUGCUUGUGCUCGGUGCUCUGCAAGUGGCAUAUGCUUAAGCACCGAACCAGUAUCAGUAUAUGGUGCAUCUGAUCGCCCUCUGCACGUGCCCACAACACAAAGGUGUCCAAACUGCUCUGGGGCAGGAAAGGUAAUGUGCCCAACAUGCCUGUGCACCGGGAUGGUAAUGGCAAGUGAACAUGACCCACGAAUCGAACCAUUUGACUAGCAGGAUUGAUUGGAGUUCCCCUUCUACCAUCACCACAAUCCCCUCUUUUCUUUCUUGCGAUGAGGGUACUACAGUAAGAAGGAUGAAGGCACACCUUCUGCAGAAAAGCCUCAACCAGAAUAUAUUGAUUGUUUUUGUACAAUGCAUUUCUUACAGAGCACUGCAGGAUAUUUAUAGACUAUUACACAUCAGAAGAAUAUUCUAGCUAGAGAAUAUUUUCAUAACCAAACUUGUUACAAGAAUGAUUCCAUUGUGCCACCUAUUCUAGAUUUUUCCCUUUCGGUUGAGUUGAUUCAUUGCUUCCGGAA
Messenger RNA from Malania oleifera, 1296 nucleotides. RefSeq names its product protein ORANGE-LIKE, chloroplastic. NCBI's taxonomy places the organism in Eukaryota, Viridiplantae, Streptophyta, Magnoliopsida, Santalales, Ximeniaceae. Gene Ontology annotation, cellular component: chloroplast membrane. Bases 35 to 988 code for a protein of 317 amino acids. The transcript has 8 exons. The record is from RefSeq and is a predicted model, not a curated record.